AGACGCACGCAUCAGUUCUUAAUGGUCGAUUCAUUUCAGGAGUUCAUAUUGUUUCUAGAAACGUUAUUGUAGUAUGUAUAUUCGCGCGCAUGUAUUGGGCUAUAGAGAUGUUUAUGAUGUAGCCUAACAUACGCUGGUUUCAAGAUAUACAGAACGAAACGAGGAAGGAGCCACGCGCUCGGAGGGAGUUGCUUGCUUUAGCAGAACCAACAGUGGAGUCAACCAUGGAGAUGGAAGAGGACAUGACAGUGAACACGACAGUGAACAUAUCGACAGUCGAUAAAAUAACCUUUCUGGACUCUGAGUUCCGUUACACCCUCUUCCCAGUGUUUUACGGUGUUGUGUUCGUCCUUGGUCUGAUAGCCAACAGUUACGUGCUGUUCGUGCUGCAGCGCCUGCGCAACGCCAAGGCCAUGAAUGAGAUCCGCAUCUACAUGGCCAACCUGACUGUUGCCGACCUCCUCUUCGUGUGCGCCCUCCCCUUCUGGAUUGGCUACUACCACCACCGCGGUGACUGGCGCUACGGCGACAUCCUGUGUCGUGCCACCGGCGCAUUCUUCUUCAUCAACACCUACUGCUCCAUCCUCUUCCUCGCCGCCAUCAGCAUCAACCGUUACUGGGCCAUCACACGCCCGCUGGAUGCCGCCUCGUCUGACCAUUGGCGCCGCGGGGUGGCCAUCACGGCGGUCAUCUGGGCGCUCACUCUGUCCAUGUCCGUGCCGUACCUCUUGGAGACGGGCAUCCAGGUGGACGACGGCAACGUGUCGCGCUGCUUUGAGGGCUACCACGACAAGACUGACGACGAGAAGCGGACUGUGGCCACCACCCACCUCAUCAUCGUGGGGUGCUUCAUCUUGGUCUUCUUCCUCGUAGUAAUCUGUAACCUGCUCAUCGCCCGUGCCCUGCUCACCCAGUCCCCUACCCAGACUCGGGGCUCCAGUUCAUCCCAGCUCCGGGGGGUGAAGGGCCAGGCCCUGCAGAUGCUGUGUGCCGUGGUGGGGGUGUUUGUGGUGUGCUUCCUCCCCCACCAUGUGGUCCAGGGCCCCUGGACUCUGGCUGUACUGGAUAUCAAGGAGGGCUGGGGCAGAAUGGACUGGGGCCAGCGGACCAGGCAGUGGCUUAACGAUGCCCACCAGGUCACCUUGAUGCUGAUGGGGCUCAACUGCCUCCUGGACCCUGUGGUGUACUGCUUCGCCACCAGGAAGUUCCGCCUGUACAUCAAGGACAAUCUGAAAAAGAUGGGGAGGGGCAAAGGAUGCUCGGAAACAGCCAUCACACACAUUUCUAUGGUGGAGUGCAAGAAUGUGAGCCAGCGGCUCCAUAGAGAACAGCAGCAGCUGAAGGUUUAAAUCUCUAGAUGACAUGGUAUUGUAGAUAUUGUGUCUAUUGCUAAUGCUGUUGUUAGUAACCACAUCCCCAGGAUGCUUCAUUCCAUCACACCCACACCUAACAAUGAACACAUAGUGCAGAACAUGCACUCUGCUAUGUAGCCUCAUGUUCAUUCAGACACAUCACAUGAACAGAUGCACCACCACACAGCCCCACCCAGAGUGUGGUUCCCCUCUAGAUUUCCUUCCUGUAGGGAUUUGUCCUGGCCACUGUGCCAGCUAUAAUCAGUGCUUUAAAGAAUCUUUGGACCAUUGAUUCUUUGUUUUCACAUUUCAGAUGUACUGUACAUUGUAUCUCACAAUGUAUCUCACACUUUGUUAUUGUGAUUGUGAAUUUAAUCACGUUUCUUCCUGUUCUUCCAGUGUAAUCAGAGAAGAGAAGCAGACGUUUUAUAGGGAACAGGAGCUUCUAUAAAGGAUUGCGAAAUAGCUCUACAAACUCAGUCCCAAGCCACUAGACUAGAUCCUUAGAUAAAAUGGAGAUCAAAUUACAUUUUAAAUAUCACAUGCACUGAAUGCAACAGGUGUAGGUAGACCUUAGAGUGAAUUGCUUACUUACAAGCCCUUAACCAACAAUAAUCCUACCACUAUUGGAGCCUUCUAAAUUGGGUGCUGAACAAUAGUCCUACCACUAUUGGAGCCUUCUAAAUUGGGUGCUGAACAAUAGUCCUACCACUAUUGGAGCCUUCUAAAUUGGGUGCUGAACAAUAGCUGGUUGUGAGCAAGGAAUUUAAAAAAUCCUUGUUCUUGAGCACCUAAUAUGGACACAUUAAUAACAAUAAGCUUUUUAGGAUGCUGGCUCUCCGUAAAGUUCAUGCAUUUUGUGAAAAGCUAACCUUUGUAAUGAAAUUAAACUGUAAUUGCCAAAUGAGCUAUGCAGGAUUGCGUUGAUUUUAGCCUACAGAUUAUUUUAGCCUACUCUCACAUGUGGUACGAUGUGAAAUUGUAUACGUUUUGCAAUUUUUGUAAGAUUGCAAAUUAAAUACUGUGAGGCAAAAAGUACUUUCGGUCACACUUUUAUUUGGACAGUCUGGAUAACCCAUCUAGAGAUUCUGUACAUACUAUGAAUAAACUAUCUGUUGAUAGGAAAUUGCUUGCUAAUGUUACGCUUAUGGUUAGAAUAAGUGUUAGCUUAAGGGUUAAGGUUAGGUUAAGGGUUAUGUUUAAGGGUUAAGGUUAGGAUAAGGGUUAUGUUUAAGGGUUAAGGUUAGGAUAAGGGUUAUG
Molecule: messenger RNA, 2612 nt
Organism: Oncorhynchus gorbuscha (pink salmon)
Lineage: Eukaryota; Metazoa; Chordata; Actinopteri; Salmoniformes; Salmonidae
Product: platelet-activating factor receptor-like
Exons: 2
Coding region: 225-1349 (374 amino acids)
Biological process (GO): chemotaxis; G protein-coupled receptor signaling pathway
Cellular component (GO): membrane
Molecular function (GO): G protein-coupled purinergic nucleotide receptor activity; platelet activating factor receptor activity
Source: RefSeq, a predicted model, not a curated record